ACAGCUGUUUUUGCAAAAAGAGAAAAAACAAUGAGCAACUAUAAAGCUAUAGAAAUCCCAGAUUCCGACGAGGAAUCGUCGAGUGAAGUUGACGAGAAGAUGGGUCCGAAACGGUGUAAGACACCCCCCAGAGGUUCCAGCGCCAAAACCAAAAUAUGCAAGGAACACACCCCUAAAACAACAAUCGUUGACAGAACGGAACCGGAUUCGGCGGGUAGUCCUAAAAUCUCGAUUUUUGGUCCGGAUUCAACAUCCCCUUCCUCCUCGGAUAAGACGGGCACAUCACCAAGCACCUCGGCAGAUGUGAGCGGUAAAGCCGGACGCCACAGGGCCAGGAAGAGCCAGCAUGGCGCCAGACGCAUAAGUCCUGACCUCCAGUUCGAGUCGGUUGCUCUGGAGGCGGGUGAGAGAGGAGACUCUAAAGCCCCCAAGCAACCCAAGUUGGAGACGGACUCGUCGAACUCGCAGGACAAGGUGAGCACGGCCAUUAGGAAUCUGGUGCAGAGCGAGGAGAUGCAGGAGCUCAUAAAACAGAUCGCCAACGAACGAGUGCGCUGCAACUUCCUGCUGGCCACCUACCAGCUUCCGGACAUGAACUUCGCUCUCAACACUCCCAUGGAUACGCUCCGAGUCCAGUUCCGUGAGCGCGUCAAGCAGCGUCGGGAUCGCGGGAACCCCACUUCAUCCACUGCUGUUCCAACCGCAUCCGUCAGCAGCCAAAAAGGAUCCGGCAAGGGAGCUUUGAAAGGAAAGCCUCAGACUUAAAUCAGCUUUAUAUCUCAUGGUUGGUAUUAAAAUUGAAAAAUAAUGUAAAAUUAUUAAUACUGAAUAGAUUAAAAACAACUCUUUUAUUUAAGUCAAUAGCACUUUAAGAAGUUUGUACAAAUAUGAAACUACAAAAAUUAUGACAUUCUGUACUAAAAACACAAAUGAAAUAGUAAAAUUAAACUCGAAAAUAAACUAAUUUUUUGUAGGGAACGAGAACAGUAUGCGCUCAAGAUUAUGUCAAUAAAUAAAAACAUUUUGUAAUAAAUUUAAAAGUCCAUACCAAUUUA
Molecule: messenger RNA, 1055 nt
Organism: Drosophila rhopaloa
Lineage: Eukaryota; Metazoa; Arthropoda; Insecta; Diptera; Drosophilidae
Exons: 1
Coding region: 31-765 (244 amino acids)
Source: RefSeq, a predicted model, not a curated record